AUGGCAACUUGCUUAAUUUGCCUUGGAAUGGCUGGAUCUGGUAAAACAACUUUUGUCCAGAGAGUUAAUGCGUACUUACAUAGCCGUCAAACUCCGCCAUAUAUUGUCAAUCUGGAUCCUGCUGUACAUGAAGUCCCUUUUCCAGCUAAUAUAGAUAUCCGGGACACUGUUAAAUACAAAGAAGUUAUGAAACAGUACGGACUAGGGCCCAAUGGAGGAAUCGUAACAUCACUUAAUUUAUUUGCGACGCGAUUUGAUCAGGCAAUUAAAUUUAUAGAAAAAAAGCAACACGACUAUAAAUACGUACUAUUUGAUACUCCUGGUCAAAUUGAAGUUUUUACUUGGUCAGCAUCUGGUUCAAUCAUCACUGAUUCGCUGGCAUCAACCUGUCCCACUGUCAUUGUUUAUGUUAUGGACACCUCUAGAUGUGUAAGCCCCAUUACUUUUAUGUCCAAUAUGCUUUAUGCUUGCAGUAUAUUAUACAAAUCAAGACUUCCAUUUGUCUUAGUUAUGAAUAAAAUUGAUAUAGUGAGCCACGAUUUUGCUAUCGAGUGGAUGACUGAUUUUGAGUCAUUUCAGCAAGCGGUUGAUGAAGAAGGCUCUUAUAUGGCUAAUUUGACUAGUUCUAUGAAUCUUGUUCUAGAUGAAUUCUAUAAUAAUCUGAAGACUGUUGGGGUUUCUGCUGUUACUGGUGAAGGCUUAGAUGAAUUUUUUACCGCUGUUGAUAGUGCAAGAGAAGAAUAUCUAACGUAA
Trichoplax adhaerens is the source of this 753-nucleotide messenger RNA. RefSeq lists its product as uncharacterized. Gene Ontology annotation, molecular function: GTPase activity. The record is from RefSeq and is a predicted model, not a curated record. The coding region runs from base 1 to 753 and encodes 250 amino acids. NCBI's taxonomy places the organism in Eukaryota, Metazoa, Placozoa, Uniplacotomia, Trichoplacea, Trichoplacidae. The transcript has 11 exons.